CCGCCGAAGGGAGCGCGAAGCGCGAAGACCCAGCGCGCGCUCUCCGGACCACCACCCCCGCCGCGCCGCCUGCCCUCAGCCGAGGGAGCUGCGAGAGACGGGGCCAUGUGAACGUGGGGAAAGGAUUGCUGCCUUUUCCUGUCUUUCCCCCCCACAAAGCCUGCAUAACUGACACCUGGGGUUAUGAGUCAGUCCUAGAUGGCCUCGCAGAUACGACCUUCAGAACAAUUACGACAGAUCUUCUAUACAUGGUUCUAGUGAUAUCCAGUACGAAGAUUUCAAAAGUGACAUGGCUUCCAAGUUAGGAUACUACCCACAGAAAAUUCCCUCUGUCUUCUUCCGAGGCGAUUUCCGGACCAAAAAUGACUGCAGGAGGAAGAUGCCAUCCUGGGUGGGCACCCACAGGAUCAGAUCACCUUACAGAUUUUUACAACAAGACCUUGACCACCUUCAAGGAUAAUGAGGAUAAUAUACAAUGUGGGGAUAACUUCAUGGAUAUGGAGUGCUUUAUGAUUCUACCCUAGCAGCAGCUGGCCAUUGCAGUACUGUCCCUUACUCUGGGCACCUUCACUGUUCUGGAAAACCUUCUGGUCUUGAUUGUCAUCCUGCAGUCCCGAAGCCUUCGCUGCAGGCCUUCCUACCAUUUCAUCAGCAGCCUGGCUGUAGCUGAUCUCCUGGGCAGUGUAAUCUUCGUUCAUUUUGUUGACUUCCAUGUUUUCCAUCGGAAAGACAGCCCUAAUGUGGUCCUGUUCAAACUGGGUGGAGUUACAGCCUCGUUCACUGCCUCGGUGGGCAGCCUUUUCCUCACCGCAAUAGACAGGUAUAUAUCUAUACACAGGCCCUUAUCUUAUAAGAGGAUUGUCACCAGAUCGAAGGCUGUUGUAGCAUUCUGCGUGAUGUGGACCAUAGCUAUUGUAAUAGCUGUCCUCCCUCUGCUGGGCUGGAACUGCAAAAUGCUCAAUUCUGUUUGUUCAGAUAUAUUUCCUCUAAUAGACGAGAACUAUCUGUUGUUCUGGAUUGGGGUCACCACUGCUCUGCUUUUUAUUGUGUAUGCCUAUAUGUACAUACUGUGGAAGGCUCGUCAUGCUGUUAGAAUGAUCCAGCGCGGCACUCAGAAGAGCAUAAUAAUACAUACUUCAGAGGAUGGUAAAGUGCAUCAGAUUACUAGGCCGGAACAAACACGUAUGGACAUUAGGUUGGCCAAAACCUUGGUCCUCAUUCUUGUGGUUUUGAUCAUCUGCUGGGGUCCUCUACUUGCAAUUAUGCUCUAUGAUGUCUUUGGGAAGAUGAACAAGCUUGUGAAGACUAUCUUUGCCUUCUGCAGCAUGCUCUGCCCGAAUUCCACAGUGAAUCCCAUCAUCUAUGCUCUCAGGAGCCAGGACCUGAGACAUGCUUUCAGGAGCAUGUUUCCCACCUUGCAAUGGGACUGCACAGCCUCUUGUAACAGCUUGGAGUCUGACUGCCAGCACAGACAUGCUAACAACCCAGGUAAUGUCCACAAGGCUGCUGAAAAGUGUAUUAAAAACACAGUUAAGAUUGCCAAAGUGACCAUGUCUGUCUCCUCAGACACAACUGCAGAGGCGUUGUAAAACAAAGACCUCUCUACACUGUAAGAGAACAGAUUAAGAGAAAGCAAGAAAAAUUCAUGGCUUGUUUCCUCCAAUGUAACCAUUUUUUUAAGUUUAUCAUUUCUAAGUGACUGUUUUUAUGAGUCUUGAGCAGUAGCCCCCUCUUCUGAGUUCUACAAAUAAGAAACCAACUGAAGUUUUAAAAAACAGAUUUUUUCCCCCAUUGGCAAAAUGCUAAUUGACUAAUAAUGGCUAUUAUAAUAUAUAUUUUUUUAAAAAUCACACUAAUCAGUGAGCAAGAUAUACACACUUUAGGAAGCUUAUUGAAAAUUGAAACAUACAACAGUUUAAUUAGAACAAAAAAGUAAAAUUUGUAAUCAUAGGUUUUGUUUUUUUCUAGUGUGAACUAUGUUAAUUGUCUGUAAGUAGGUUUUCAUCCUCCCCCACCCCCAAAGCGGCAGUACUGGAUUGUAAGAAAUUUUGUACCAUGUCUUGUGAGAUGUAUGGUGUUUUACUGUAUGUUACUGAUAUUUGUUUAACCAAAGUGAUUAGGUAGACUUGUGUGGAUGUAAUAUAAAGUAUGUGGUGAUGUAACCCCUCCCCACCCCCACACCAUGAAAAUACUUCCUGUAUUUUGAAGAAUUCCUAUAAGGUAUUUUGAAAUUUUUACAUUCUUAGUGGUUUUAGUGAACUUAAAAGGAAAGGCUUUGCAUUUCUUCUGCUCACAUUUGAAAUCCCUAUUAAGUUUUUUUAAACAAACA
Molecule: messenger RNA, 2329 nt
Organism: Lacerta agilis (Sand lizard)
Lineage: Eukaryota; Metazoa; Chordata; Lepidosauria; Squamata; Lacertidae
Gene: CNR1
Product: cannabinoid receptor 1
Biological process (GO): G protein-coupled receptor signaling pathway
Cellular component (GO): membrane
Molecular function (GO): cannabinoid receptor activity
Source: RefSeq, a predicted model, not a curated record